AUGGCCCAACCGUGGUGGAAAAGCUCAACUGUGUACCAGAUAUACCCUGUUUCUUUCUUCGACUCGAACGGAGAUGGUUUCGGUGACCUUAACGGAAUUGCAGCCAAGUUAGACUAUCUCAAAGAACUUGGCGUUGACAUACUGUGGCUUUCGCCGAUCUACAAGUCGCCGCUCGCGGAUAUGGGUCGCGGAUCGGAUUAUCGCGAGAUUGACCCAAAGUAUGGCACGUUGCAAGACUGGGAUAAUCUCCUGAAAGGCAUUCAUGACCGAGGAAUGAAGUUAAUGAUGGACCUGGUCGUCAAUCACACCUCGGAUGAGCAUGAAUGGUUUAUGCAAUCUCGAAGGAGCAAAGACGACCCCAAACGGGAUUGGUACAUCUGGCGUCCUCCGAAAUACGACUCCGAAGGGAACCGCCGUCCACCCAAUAACUGGAGAUCUGUCUUUGAAGGUUCUGCAUGGGAUUAUGAUGCUGAUACCGAUGAAUACUAUCUUCAUCUGUACAUUUCGAAACAACCCGAUCUCAAUUGGGCCAAUCCUGCUGUACGCGAAGCUGUCUAUGACUUGAUGAGGUUCUGGCUCGAUCGCGGGUGUGAUGGAUUCAGGAUGGAUGUGAUCAACAUCAUCUCCAAAGUCGACGGUCUUCCCGACGCACCUGUCCUCGACGUCAAUGAAGCCUUCCAACCAGCGGGCGUGCAUUUUGCUAAUGGCCCGCGUGUUCACGAGUACUUGAAAGAAAUGAGGGACAAAGUCCUGUCACGUUACGAUAUUAUCACGGUUGGCGAAACGCCUUUUACUGAAUCGAUGGAUGCGUUGGCGCUGUACGUUUUACCGGAUCAUAAAGAACUGAACAUGGUGUUCCACUUCGAGCUUAUGGAGCUGGACACCCCCAAGACCGUGAGGGACUGGAGCCCUUUGAUGCACCGACAAUGGACACUGGCUGAGUUCAAGGACAUCAUCAGCAGGUGGCAAGUUUUCAAGAGCGCCGAUGGUUUUUGGAACGCCAUCUUUAUUGAGAAUCACGACCAUACGCGCGCUGUCUCCAGAUUCGGAAACGACACAACUGAUGAGCUACGCGCUCUCUCUGCCAAGAUGUUGGCUAUCCUGGAAGUGACCCAGAAGGGCACAUUGUACAUCUAUCAAGGGCAAGAGUUAGGUUUGAAGAAUUUCCCGCCGAGUUGGAAGCUCGAGGAGUACAAAGAUGUCGCUUCGCAGAAUUACUGGAAGAGAGUUUUGGAGCGGCGAAUCCGCGAGACAGGUAAGAAAGCGGACGAGAUCGACAUGGAAGAUGUCUUUGAGGGUUUCCGGAGAAAGGCGCGGGACCAUGCUCGUGUACCGAUGCAGUGGGAUUCGUCUCUGAAUGCUGGAUUCACCAGUGGUGUACCCUGGAUGCGCGUAAACGAGGAUUAUCAGACAUGGAACGCCUCUAUUCAGCUUGCAGACGAUGGGAGUGUGUUUUCAUUCUAUAAACGCGCUCUUCAGACGCGCAAGCAGUACCCUGUUCUGAUCUUCGGAGAGUACGAGCUCCUCGUCCCGGAACACGAGCAUGUCUUUGCAUACAGAAGGACCUUGGCAGAGUCGAGAGUACAGGUGCUGGUCCUGCUCAAUUUUAGCGACAAGGUGGUGGAGCUCGACCUGCCUGUGGAUAAGGGGCCCGACAAUAUGAAGCUAGUGCUAGGAAACUAUGACAGGUCCGAGAUCGAUUCUUUCACGCUUAGAUCGUACGAAGGUAGAGUGUAUGUGUCCUUCUGAAACCGCAUCAUACAAAGAGAGAAUGAAUU
Molecule: messenger RNA, 1778 nt
Organism: Guyanagaster necrorhizus
Lineage: Eukaryota; Fungi; Basidiomycota; Agaricomycetes; Agaricales; Physalacriaceae
Product: glycoside hydrolase family 13 protein
Exons: 12
Coding region: 1-1749 (582 amino acids)
Biological process (GO): maltose catabolic process; sucrose catabolic process
Molecular function (GO): alpha-amylase activity; alpha-1,4-glucosidase activity; glucan 1,4-alpha-maltotriohydrolase activity
Source: RefSeq, a predicted model, not a curated record